This is a messenger RNA of Dermatophagoides pteronyssinus (European house dust mite), 1526 nucleotides long. RefSeq names its product deoxyribodipyrimidine photo-lyase-like. Gene Ontology annotation, biological process: response to light stimulus. The record is from RefSeq and is a predicted model, not a curated record. Gene Ontology annotation, molecular function: FAD binding; DNA binding; deoxyribodipyrimidine photo-lyase activity. Lineage: Eukaryota; Metazoa; Arthropoda; Arachnida; Sarcoptiformes; Pyroglyphidae.
UUUUUGAAAUUCGAAAAUUAAUUAUAAUUAACAAAGGUUGGUGGAGCCACUGUCGCUGUUUAUUGUUGUUUCCUAAUUCGAUUUUGUUGAAACACAUUGAAUUUUUUUUUUAAUUUUGUUUUGUAAAUUCGAAAUCAUUUUUUUUUUGACGAUAAAAAACAAUGGUUUAUCUAGUAUUAUUACAAAAAGAUUUACGUCAAUUUGAUAAUCCAGCAUUAUAUCAUGCAGUACGUCGACAAAAACAAGUAAUUGUUGUUUAUGUGAUGGAAAAACGUUUAGGUUUAACAUCAAAAUGGUGGCUUUGUAGAAGUUUACAAACAUUUUUUGAAGAGCUUGAUCCAUUUUGGAUACCAGUACUUUAUCUAGAUAAUUCGGAUAAAAUUUCCGAAUUAUUUGAAUAUCUAAGUAAAUAUAUUGAAAUCGAACGAAUACAUUCGAAUGGAUUGGAUUUCGAAUUACCGGAUGAUUAUGAUGAAAUCCAUGAUUCAUUUCAACCUAAUUUGAUAUUCAAACCCGAAGAUAUGAUUAAAGAAUAUAAAAUAUUUACACCAUUUUGGAAAUCUAUUCAUGCUAAUUGUUCACCAGUAAAACCAUUACCGAUUCCCGAAUAUAGCCGAAAAAAUUAUGUUGAUCUUGAAUUCGAUGAAUACAUUGAUUUACCGAAAAUGGACGAUUCGGAUCGAUGGAAUCAAAUGGAUCAAUAUUGGAAAAUUGGUGAAAAAGCCGCUCAAGAACGAUUUGAAUCAUUUGUAAAAACAAAAUUAUCGGAUUAUGAUCAUGGAAGAGAUUUUUUCUGUGAAGAUGGUACAUCCAAAUUAUCACCACAUUUACGUUUUGGUGAGAUUAGUGUUCGACAAAUCUAUGAACGAUUGAAUACAAAAUCAACUGAACGUUUUUGUUCGGAACUUGGAUGGCGUGAAUUUGCAUAUCAUGUUAAUCGAUAUCAUCCGGAUAUGACAAAAAUACCACUUAAUCCAAAAUAUCGUGAUUUUUGGCCCGAAUUCAGUGAUGAUCAUUUGGAAGCAUGGAAAACUGGAAAUACUGGAUUUCCUGUUAUUGAUGCUGCUAUGCGUGAUAUAUCGACUACUGGAUGGAUGCAUAAUCGUCUUCGUAUGUUGGUUGCAUCAUUUUUAGUUAAAAAUCUUUUAAUACCAUGGCAAAUUGGUGAAGAAUGGUUUUAUGAACAUCUUGUUGAUGCUGAUCCUGCUAUUAAUCCAUUCAGUUGGCAAUGGGUUGCCGGAUGUGGAACUGAUAGUGUACCAUAUUUUCGUAUAUUUAAUCCAAUGUUACAAGGUGAAAAAUUUGAUUCAAAAGGUAUUUAUGUACGUAAAUGGUUACCAGAAUUUGCCGAUUUUCCAUUGAAACAAAAUAUUCAUCAAUAUAUAAUUAAACAACCACAACUUUGUCCAAAAAAUUAUCCUAAACCAAUAAUUGAUUUUAAAUCAAGUCGUGAACGUACAUUAUCAACAUUCAAAAAUAUUGUUGCACCAAAAGUAAUUCAAUUAAAAAAACCACGUCUAGUAUAG